AUGUCGACGGAAAAGAAAAACAUCAAGCCCACAAUACCACUAAAACUUCUGGUUGACGAGAAGAAAACCCGAGUCCUCGCGGCGGAAGCCACCAGUGAUUUCGUCAAUGUUUUGCUCAGUUUCCUCACACUUCCACUGGGAACUGUGGUUCGUGUCACGAAAAACAAUCCCGGUUCCAUUGGCUGCAUGAACAACUUGAUGAGUUAUUAUCCUAACACGACGUGUAUUUGUGGAGACAUAGCCAACGAAGAGACGUCUGAAGGGUCUCAACCCUCGGAUCCAGAAUGUUUUGUUAAAAGAAGUACCAUGUGUGUGAUUACAGAUGAUCUGCAGGUGCUACCUGGAAAUCCGAUUUCUCUGGUGCAGGUGCUAUGUAAUUUGGGUUUCAGCGAUGUCGAUCAGGUUGAGGAGUUGUCUGUUGAUGUUGGAUUAGACGAGGUUUCUAAGUUGCUUAAGCAUUCUUUGGUAUCGAAGACUCCUCUGACAGAUGUAUUCUUGGGCAAAAGGAAACUUGCAAAUAUUUCGAUACCACCUGUGGAUCCAAGAAGUUCACCUUCACCAAGCAGUGAAAAUCGAACAUUGCCAAAUCAUACUGAAUUCCGGGUUAAGUUAAUUUUAAGCAAGUCUCAAAACAAGAUAUUGGGUUUGUUAGCAAGGGAAGAUUUUAUCGAUUUUCUCUUCAGCCUUUGUACAGUUCCGCUUGGAUCAGUGGUAAAGCUUUUGGACUUGAACUCUGGAUUAGGAUGCAUAGAUAACUUGUACAGAACGGUAGAGUGUUUGGGCUCGGAGUGGCUUGCUAUUUCCAAGAAUGAAAUAAUAAAUGCUGGAGUUCUGAAACAAUACAAGUGCAAAAAUCAUCCAUUGCAAAUUCCUGAUGCUAAAAUCAUACCGUACCUUCUCGACCCAAGGAGCCCAACUGGUUCCUAUGAUUUUGGAAGAUUUAUGGAGGCACCACGCUUGUAUGUAGUGUCAGACAACUUGAUAGUGACACCGGUAUCUUCUCCGUCCAGUAUUAGCUUCCUAAAAGAACUACAUGUACCUCUCAAUGAUAUUGAAGAGAAGGAAGAAACUUUACACGAAGCUGAGGUAAAUUCUAGAGUCAGUUUUGUUUUGUGUAGUAUGGGAGAUUGUAGAGCAAUUUCUUUCUCCUCUUCAUACUCCUCGUAUGAGAAAUUGAUGAUUCGUGCUUCUGUAACAGGCUCUUGCUUUGUUGAAGGUUUUUUUAACUUCAUCAUCAGCUUUGAAUAA
Fraxinus pennsylvanica is the source of this 1248-nucleotide messenger RNA. The record is from the annotation of a GenBank genome assembly. Lineage: Eukaryota; Viridiplantae; Streptophyta; Magnoliopsida; Lamiales; Oleaceae.